GGCGGCCUGGGCGCCGGGACCCUCGGCGGCCUCAGGGGGACUGGGAGGAGGAGGAGGAAGAGGCGGAGGCAGCGGCGGCGAGGAGGAGGAGGGAUUGCUUGCCUGCUCCGACGCAGACAUGGUGGACUGAGUCCCUCCCGGGCCGAGAGCAGGGUUUCCUAAGGCGCCUCCCGCGCGUGGUUCCGCCGCGCCCCGCAGCCCUGCAUCCCCGCUCCGGGGAGCAGCGGCCGGGCGGGACAGUUGCGUUCCCGCCGCGUCCUGCGCCGGGUCCCUAUGGAGGCGCCGAUCGCCUGCGAGGCCGCCGAUCAUGCCUAGGAGGGCCGGGAGCGGUCAGCUGCCGCUACCCCGGGGCUGGGAGGAGGCCAGGGACUAUGACGGCAAGGUCUUCUACAUCGACCACAACACCAGGAGGACCAGCUGGAUCGACCCCCGGGACAGGUUAACGAAGCCCUUGUCAUUUGCUGAUUGUGUGGGGGACGAGCUGCCGUGGGGCUGGGAAGCUGGCUUUGACCCGCAGAUUGGCGUCUAUUACAUCGAUCACAUCAACAAAACCACACAGAUAGAAGAUCCGAGAAAACAAUGGAGGGGGGAACAGGAGAAGAUGCUCAAGGACUAUCUCUCGGUGGCCCAGGACGCGCUGAGGACGCAGAAGGAGCUGUACCACGUGAAGGAGCAGAGGCUGGCGCUGGCCCUGGACGAAUACGUGCGGCUGAACGACGCCUACAGGGAAAAGUCGAGUUCUCACACGAGCCUAUUCUCAGGAUCUUCAUCCAGUACUAAAUAUGAUCCCGAGAUUUUAAAAGCUGAGAUCUCUACUACACGAUUAAGGGUUAAAAAGCUGAAAAGAGAACUCUCACAGAUGAAGCAAGAACUGCUCUAUAAGGAACAAGGCUUUGAAACGCUGCAACAGAUUGAUAAAAAGAUGUCCGGAGGCCAAAGUGGGUAUGAACUUAGUGAAGCCAAAGCCAUUCUCACGGAACUGAAAUCUAUCAGAAAGGCUAUUAGCUCAGGAGAGAAAGAGAAACAAGACCUGAUGCAGAGUCUUGCUAAGCUGCAGGAGCGGUUUCAUUUGGAUCAGAACAUUGGCAGAUCGGAGCCAGAUUUGAGAUCCAGUCCUGUGAACUCUCAUUUAUCUCUGUCCAGACAGACCCUUGAUGCUGGGUCACAGACCAGCAUUUCCGGAGAUAUUGGAGUGAGAAGUAGAUCAAAUUUAGCUGAAAAGGUCAGGCUCAGCCUACAGUAUGAAGAAGCCAAAAGGAGUAUGGCCAACUUAAAGAUCGAGCUGUCAAAAUUAGACAGUGAAGCCUGGCCUGGGGCACUGGAUAUCGAGAAGGAGAAGCUGAUGCUGAUUCAUGAAAAAGAAGAACUUUUGAAAGAGCUGCAGUUCGUCACCCCGCAGAAACGCACGCAGGAUGAGCUGGAGCGCCUGGAGGCCGAGAGGCAGCGGCUGGAGGAGGAGCUGCUAUCCGUGAGGGGUGCUCCCAGCAGAGCUCUGGCUGAGAGAUUGAGAUUGGAAGAGAAAAGAAAAGAGUUGUUACAGAAACUUGAAGAAACUACUAAAUUAACUACUUAUUUGCAUUCACAACUUAAAAGCCUCUCUGCCAGCACCCUGUCCGUGUCAUCCGGGAGCAGCCUGGGCUCCCUGGCGUCCAGCCGUGGCUCUCUGAACACCUCCAGCAGAGGGUCACUCAACUCUCUGAGUUCCAGCGAGCUCUAUUACAGCAGUCAGGGCGAUCAGAUAGAUCCGGACUAUCAGUAUAGACUGGACUUUCUUCUGCAGGACAAAGGCGGCUACAUUCCCUCUGGGCCCAUCACCACCAUCCAUGAAAAUGAGGUGGCCAAGUCCCCCGACCAGCCUGGUCAGAGCAGACUCUCCGGGGUGACGGCCACCGCCACAGCCCACACUCCCUUGCUAACUGAGGCCCCCAAGUCUGUGACCUCCUUGUCCUCAAGGUCCUCCCUCUCCUCCUUGUCCCCUCCGGGCUCUCCCUUGGUUUUGGAAGGCACCUUCCCCGUGUCUCCCCAUGACGCCUCUCUGCAGCAGUUCACGGCCGACUUUGACGACUGUGAGUUGAGUAGCCAUUUUGCAGACAUUGGCCUGGGCGAAAAUUCCAUCUUGCUGGAUUCUGACUCAGGAGGAGCAUCCCAGUCUCUUCUGGAGGAUAAAGACCUGAGUGAGUGUGCUAGAGAGCCUCUGUGUGAAGGGGCUGCAGAUGGUGAAAAAUCAUUACCAAAAAGAAGAGGACUUCACUUGCUUGGGGACAAAACCACUUGCGUGUCAGCUGCGGUGUCCGAUGAGUCUGUGGCUGGGGACAGCGGUGUCUAUGAAGCGUUUGUGAAACAGCCCAAUGAAAUUGAAGAUGUCACAUACAGUGAAGAAGAUGUGACCAUUGUGGAAACUGCCCAGGUCCAGAUAGGACUCAGAUACGAUGCAAAAAGUGCAAGUUUCAUGGUGAUUAUAGCACAACUCCGAAAUCUCCAUGCCUUCUUGAUACCUCAUACUUCAAAAGUCUAUUUUAGGGUCGCUGUCCUUCCUUCCUCAACUGAUGUCAGCUGUCUGUUUCGAACCAAAGUCCAUCCGCCCACAGAGUCCAUUUUAUUCAGCGAUGUGUUCCGAGUAGCCAUUUCGCAAACAGCCUUACAACAGAAGACCCUGAGAGUCGACCUUUGCUCUGCCAGUAAACAGCGGAGGGAAGAGUGCCUGGCUGGAACUCAGAUCAGCCUCGCAGAUUUACCGUUCUCCAAUGAGAUUUUUACUCUGUGGUAUAACUUACUUCCUUCUAAGCAAAUGCCUUGCAAAAAGAAUGAAGAAGAAAACGAGGACUGUAUAUUUCAACCAGACCAGCCACUAGUAGAUUCUGUAGACUUGGAUGCAGUGUCAGCCUUGCUUGCAAGAACCUCAGCGGAGUUGUUGGCUGUGGAACAAGAAUUAGCACAAGAACAAGAGGAGGAUGAACCAGGGCAGGAAGAAGAGCAGAGGGGUCCAGAUGGAGAUUGGUUGACAAUGCUGGGAGAGGCCUCUGAUGAAAUUGUGGCUGAAAAAGAGGCUGAAGUUAAAAUGCCAAAGGGCAGUAGCUGUACAGAAGACUUAAGUUCACACACUAGUGUGUCCGGGAUUAACGAAGACAGCAGCCAGAAAGAAAAUAACUGUGCCAAUGACCUGAGAAGCCAACCACCUGCUGGAAUACCAACCCUGGUCGAUAAAGAGACAAAUACAGAUGAAGCGGCCAGUGACAACGUGGCAGUUCGCCCCAAAGACCGCAGCGGCCUGAGCGCCCCGCAGCACCCGCUUGUGAGAAGCAGCGUGAUUGUGCGUUCCCAGACCUUUUCCCCAGGACAGCGGAGCCAGUACAUCUGCAGGUUAAAUCGGAGCGACAGUGACAGUUCAACCCUGGCUAAAAAAUCACUGUUUGUGAGAAACUCCACUGAACGGCGCAGUUUGAGAGUCAAAAGGGCUGUCUGCCAGCCAGUCCUUAGAAGAACAGCCCAAGAGCGCCCUGUGCGCACAUCUCUGGACCUGGAACUGGACCUGCAGGCCUCUCUGACACGGCAGAGUCGCCUCAACGAUGAGCUGCAGGCCCUGAGGGGCUUGCGGCAAAAGCUGGAGGAAUUGAAAGCUCAGGGAGAGACUGACCUUCCACUAGGUGUACUGGAGGAUGAGCGGUUCCAGAAGCUCCUGAAACAAGCCGAGAAGCAGGCUGAACAGUCCAAAGAAGAGCAGAAGCAAGGUUUGAGCGCAGAGAAGUUGAUGAGGCAAGCCUCCAAGGACGUGUGUCGACUGCGGGAGCAGAGCCGGAAGGUGCCUCGGCAGGUGCAGUCCUUCAGGGAGAAGAUUGCCUACUUCACCCGAGCGAAGAUAAGCAUCCCAGCCCUGCCGGCUGACGACGUCUGAGCACACGACUUAAGAAGUGUAUUUUUUCACCUGUUCACUUGGUGAGGGAGGGCAAAAGACUGAACGUUUGUUUGUUUGGUUGGUUUGGUUGGGGUUCUAGGGAUUUUUUUUUUUUCUUUUUGGUAAAUAACUGUCAACUCUUGAACUUUAUUUCACGUCAGAUUUUCCACACAUCUAUUUGUAAAGUACCUUGAAUGUAAUUCUUAUAUCCUCAAGAAGAGAAGAAAAAUCAGGUAACAGAAAUGGGAUGAUCUGGUACACCAGUGUUGCACAGUCUGCGUGUGUUGCCAACUGACUAUAUUAUAGAAAAACAGAGUAGAGGUAGUGCCAAGCGCCUGCUCUGCUGAGCUGACUGCUGAGAAGGUGGUUUAGCUUUUCCUCUAUUUUCUUCGGAGCAGACUGUGACAAUGGCAACAGAGCCGUGGGACAUCUUUGUACUCCAGAGCAGCUCUUUCAGAGCUCCACACGAGUGUAGGAUGAAGCUUAGAGUCCACAGUCCCUUGAAAUAGGCGCUGGGUUCAUUUCCUGCACCUAGGAUGGGACACUUGGUUUCUUUAAAACAAUUUCCUUUUCUGUCCUUUUAUAUUUGCUUAAAAAAAACCUAUGAUAUAAAAUACUGAGUCUAGGAUAUAAGGAUGCAAAGGAAGCAAGGCUCCUGGCUACACUCCAGAUCUUGAAGGCUGUGUCACUGAGAGUGGAGGGGGGGGAGAGGGAAGCGCCACUUCCCCAAAACACACUGCAUUGAAUUCAUCAAAUGAGUGGCUGCUUCAUCUAUAGCACCUGAACUUGCACAUGUCCAAAUGUGGUUUCUGGCUCACACCAGCGUUUUGUCCUAGAUAGGAGGAUGAUGCUGUGUUGGCCCUGUGUCCUAAGGUCAGAUAGUCCACAGGAUGUGGAAGAAGAUGGGUCAGGACUCAUUUGGUGAGACCCGGAGCAGAGGGAAGAUGAUCUUGAUCAAAUCAAAAUUGCCAAAAAUAAUUUUUAAAAAUAGUUCGUCAAACAGAUUUUUUAAACAUUUAUUAGAAAUUACCUUGCAGCUGUCAUUUUUAGGGGCCCUAUAUACAAUUUAUGGUAAAUAGUCAGGAGACGAAAGGAAAAGAAUGUGUCUAGGGAAAUUAUUAAUCUGAAAUAUAGGCUGGAUCGUUUGUGCGAGAUGAGAGCGAGAAAUUGACUAUUGCAUCUUCCAGUUCAGAAUUUUAGCUCACCCAGCCCUGGCACUUUUCAAAAGAAACAAACCCUCUGUGUAGCUGCUGCCAGCAUAAAGGCUUUAAAAAUUCAUAAGCGUUUAGGCAAUUUAAAAUCAUAUUUUUUAUGCAGUUUGUUGUACUAGAAGAAGCAAUUUUUGGUUAGCCAUCAUAGGGAGCAAACCAAAUCAAUUUCUUUUUUAAGAAAUGCAAAAUUUUCUUAAAUUGGCCCCUUAAAGAAAAAAAAAAACUCCCUUCCUAAUCUAGAAUCCUGAUUGACAAGAUUUUUGUCUGUCUUGUUUUGGAAAGUUCACCUUAACUGAAUCAAAGUAAGCAAUUUCUGAGCCUAGAGCUUUAUGUUUUCCUAAAUGUCCCACCACUUCUGUAUCCAUUUCUUUGAAGACGUAACUGGACAUGACACUACUCUGAACAAACACCAGCCCAGUGAAUGGCUGAGCGCCAUCCUUCAAGGCUGCCCUGGUCAUUCUUUCAGAUAACCAAGGAAAAUGGAAAAAAAGAGCACCGUUCGCCCUUACCAAGGUCAAAUGUGAAAGACAGAAGUUUAUUUAAAGUAGAGAUAAAUGAAGGGCAGCUGUUCUCAGCUUCUUAGUUUGACCAUAAAAAUGUUUAUAGAAUUAUGUGUAGUUGUACCGUACGAUUUUAUUUUCUUCAUUUAUUUAUUUACGGCCUUAUUUAUGUUCUGUUUAAUAUAUAGUUUGGUUCUGGCCAUUUUAAAUGUCUGACAUAGAAGAGGUUAUAUUGGAAUAUUCACAGCUUUAUAAAUCUUCAUCAGAUUGGCUGUUAACUUUUUGUAAUACAAAAAGUUUCAGACAAGUAUUAAAGAAUAAAAUCUGUCUCAGGCCGGUAGUAAACAGUUGUGACCAAGAUGUUUUUGGUUUUAUUUUACAAAAAGUGCUCAUUUCUAACAUGAGAGAUGGACUUAUUUUAAAUAUUUCUUUUGCCACAGUUUAAAACUCAGCAAUAGUGUUAUGUAUUUAUAGGCAACUUUUAAUAAUCCUGUCAUAUUUGUACUAACCCACAUGAUUCACAGUGAUGAAACAUUUUAAUAACUUGAUCACAAAACCAUAUGGACAAAUAUGAAUUUUAAUAUUAUAAAUACUAUUUUUAAAAAGUAGACUUUAUUCUGCACAGGGUAAAAAGAAUGUAAUAUUUAGUUCUCAAGUUCGAAUUAUCAGUAUAUUAUUACAAUUUUGUAUAUCAGAAUCUUAAGUGUUACUGGUACAAAAGGAAUAUUACUAGCCAAAUGAACAAAGUUCAGCUGAAUCUCUGUAGCAUGCAAAUCAAAUAAAUUUAAAAUCUUCUUUCUUUGUUAUUGCUUUAUCUAUGUUGAAUUAAAUAUCAAAAGCUCAGGACUGAACUAAGUAUUUAAUCAGGUUAAAUUCUGGAUGUUUCUGUUUUAAUUUGUCUUGUUUGUAAAAGUAUGCAAAUACAUUGCUUAGAUUAACUUUGGUUUCUGCACUUUCCAUGUGUUUGUGAGUGGGAAAAAAUUCAGUGUUUUUUUUUCCCCUAAAACAAAGAUACAUAUUGCCUAAUACUUCAUUUUCGUGUCAUUUAUUGUUCAGUUAAUUUUCCCGAUUGGCACAAACACAAGUGUUUAUUCGAACCGUGUACCAGGCAAAUAUAAAAUCUUUCAUGAAGA
Molecule: messenger RNA, 6736 nt
Organism: Otolemur garnettii (small-eared galago)
Lineage: Eukaryota; Metazoa; Chordata; Mammalia; Primates; Galagidae
Gene: WWC2
Product: WW and C2 domain containing 2
Exons: 23
Coding region: 308-3892 (1194 amino acids)
Biological process (GO): regulation of DNA-templated transcription; regulation of hippo signaling; cell migration
Cellular component (GO): cytoplasm
Molecular function (GO): molecular adaptor activity; kinase binding
Source: RefSeq, a predicted model, not a curated record